AUGGACCAGGACAGUGUGAACAGUAUGGACCAGGACAGGAUGAACAGUAUAUUCCAGGACAGGGUGAUCAGUAUAGAUCACGACAGGUUGAACAGCAUGGACCAAGAUAAGGUGAAAAGUAUGGACCAGGACAGGGUGAGCAGUAUACGCCAGGACAGGGUGAAAAGUUUGGACCAGGACAGGGUGAACAGUAUGGACCAGGACAAGGUGAACAGUAUGGACGAGGACAGGGUGAACAGUUUACAUAAGGACAGGGUGAACAGUAUGGACCAGGAAAGGGUGAACAGUAUGAACCAGGACAGGGUGAACACUAUGGACCAGGAAAGGGUGAACAGUAUGGACCAGGACAGGGUGUACAGUAUGGACCAGGAGAAGGUGAACAGUAUGGACCAGGACAGGAUGAACAGUAUGGACCAGGAGAGGUUGAACAAUAUGAACCAGGACAGGGUAAACAGUAUACACCAGGACAGGGUGAACAGUAUGGACCAGGACAGGGUAAACAGUAUGGACCAGGACAGGGUGAACAGUAUGGACCAGGGCAGGGUCAACAGUAUUCACCAUGACAGGGUGAACAGUAUUGACCAGGACAGGGUGAACAGUAUGGAUCAGGACAGGGUGAACAGUAUGGACCAAGACAGAUUGAACAGUAUGGAGCAGGACAGGGUGAACAGUAUGGACCAGGACAGGGUGAACAGUAAAGACAAGGACAGGGUGAACAGUAUGGACCAGGACAGGGUAAACAGUAUACACCAGGACAGGGUGAACAGUAUGGACCGGGAGAAGGUGAACAGUGUUGAACAGGACAGGGUGAACAGUAUGGACCAGUACAGGGUAAACAGUAUGGACCAGGACAGGGUGAACAGUAUGGACCAAGACAGGGUGAACAGUAUGGAACAGCACAGGGUGAUCAGUAUGGAUCAGGACAUUGUGAAGAGUGUGGUCCAGGGAAGGGUGAACAGUAUGGACCACGACAGGCUCAAAAGUAUGGAACAGGACAGGGUGAACAGUAAGGACCACGACAGGGUCAUCAGUAUAAACCAGGACAGGGUGAAAAGUAUGGACCAGGACGGGGUGAACAGUAUGGACCAGGACAGGGUGAACAGUGUGGACCAGGACAGAGUGAACAGUAUGGACCAGGACAGGGUGAACAGUGUGAACCAGGACAGGGUGUACAGUAUGGACCUGUAA
This is a messenger RNA of Schistocerca gregaria, 1188 nucleotides long. Its product is annotated as S-antigen protein-like. Lineage: Eukaryota; Metazoa; Arthropoda; Insecta; Orthoptera; Acrididae. The transcript has a single exon. The record is from RefSeq and is a predicted model, not a curated record. The coding region runs from base 1 to 1188 and encodes 395 amino acids.